GGUGUGCGUGGUUGUGCUUCAAUCAUAGUGACAUGGGCUGUUUAAAGUGUUGUUUGGCCCUAGUAUUUGUUGUGUUAGCAUGUGUCUUUGCAUCAAGCAGUCCAGAGAUACCAAAUACUGAUGAUACCAAACCACUAUGGAAUGCCACCUGGACAGAUAAGCUGAAGCGUAAGCUUUUAACACAUUAUGACAAGUUCUCGAGACCUGCACAGCACACUAAUGCAACUGUUGUCAAGAUGGUAUUAACUUUCCGACAUAUCGAACUUGAUGAGUUAAAAUCAGUGAUGACAGUGUAUGGCUGGAUGAGAAUGAUAUGGACAGAUGAGAAACUGAAGUGGAAUAAAACAGAAUGGGGUGGACUCCAUGAGCUACAUUUAGCUGAUCAUGAAAUUUGGCAGCCAGAUAUUAUCCUUUACAACAGUGCGUCAGGAUCAAGUAUCGAUCAUUACGGGAAUUCUCAUUGUGUUGUGUUUCCAACUGGAGAAGUCAUCUGGGUACCCCCUGCACAGUUUCUUGUCUUCUGUGAUCUUGACCUUCGUCUGUGGCCAUAUGAUACACAGACCUGUCAUUUAACACUUGGCUCUUGGACUUAUGAUGGAGAUCAAGUGGAUCUGCAACUUGGUGUACCAUUUGAUGGUUUUGAGGAGUUGCAGAUGGACCUGUGGAAUACAAAUUCUGAAUGGCAGAUAGUGGAUGUAAAAGGAAAUCGAGCUGAACAGUAUUACUCAUGUUGUACAGAACCAUACAUUGACAUCACAUACAACAUCACUCUCCGUCGACAAUCUCCUGCUUACUCUGCCAUUGUGAUCACACCAGCUGCAGCAAUUGUUCUGAUGACACUGGCAGGAUUUUGGUUACCUCCAAAUGCAGGAGAAAAGAUUUUGCUCAACAGUUGUACAGCAAUAAUUAUAUGCCUGUUCCUGCUGUAUUUUUCUCAGAAGUUACCUGCAAUGGCAGGAAACACACCAUUAGUAGUGCUCUUUUACAGUAGCUCACUGCACCUUGUGAUUUUGUCACUGGUGGUGACUGUUGUUGUCCUAAACCUAUCACGCAAUUGCUACAGCAUUCCAGUUCCAUGGGUGUUGCAAUCAUUGCUCCUUGGUUGGCCAGGCAGAAUGUUAGGGCUACAUCACAUUGUCUUGCUGGUACCAUCAACAGAAGACCGCCAUGAGAGCUGUUCAGGAAUGGAAGACAGCAGCAUUGAAGCCUCAAGUAGCGGGGGCAAUGUGAGCAUUGGUGAUGACAGCCGACGUGUUCUGACACGUACAUCCUCACAUCGACGCCAUCAAGUUAACUGGAUUCUUCUAGCAAUAGCUAUUGAUCGCUUGUGCUUUCUGCUCUACUGUCUAUUGUUCAUCAUACUUGCAACAGUGUACUCUGUGUAGUGUGGAAUCUUCACAUCGGUAAUGUGACUAUUUUGUCUUGCAGUGGCCAGUGUCAGCUAUGGGAAAAUGAGUUCUCACAAACAGUUUACCCAGUACAAAUAUAAACUGUGUGUUUACAGAGAUAGUGUGUCUCAAACAUUUUGAAUUUCAUUCUCAAAUUCAUAAUUAUUCGCUUGUGUCUAUGAGCACCUGCCUUCAAACAGUCUUUGAAUAUAUUUCACUGCUAAUAGUGGUACUUGUUUGUUGCAUUAACUUAACAAAUACUGAAAUUCAGUGUUGUGUAUUAUUGUGACUGUUUCAUUACAUCUGUGCUUGGAUGCAGGUAAUUCUGCUCAUCCAGAUACUGCAA
This is a messenger RNA of Schistocerca americana (American grasshopper), 1734 nucleotides long. RefSeq names its product acetylcholine receptor subunit alpha-L1-like. The transcript has 9 exons. NCBI's taxonomy places the organism in Eukaryota, Metazoa, Arthropoda, Insecta, Orthoptera, Acrididae. Gene Ontology annotation, biological process: nervous system process; monoatomic ion transmembrane transport; regulation of membrane potential. Gene Ontology annotation, cellular component: neuron projection; membrane; synapse. Bases 33 to 1385 code for a protein of 450 amino acids. The record is from RefSeq and is a predicted model, not a curated record. Gene Ontology annotation, molecular function: neurotransmitter receptor activity; transmembrane signaling receptor activity; extracellular ligand-gated monoatomic ion channel activity.